Pseudogymnoascus destructans is the source of this 345-nucleotide messenger RNA. RefSeq lists its product as uncharacterized. Gene Ontology annotation, molecular function: oxidoreductase activity, acting on paired donors, with incorporation or reduction of molecular oxygen; monooxygenase activity; heme binding. The record is from RefSeq and is a predicted model, not a curated record. Bases 1 to 345 code for a protein of 114 amino acids. The transcript is spliced from 2 exons. NCBI's taxonomy places the organism in Eukaryota, Fungi, Ascomycota, Leotiomycetes, Thelebolales, Thelebolaceae.
AUGGCAAAUCGCUGGAGAGUUAUGUUCACCACCCGGGACCCUAUCCUCCAUAAGGCCCUAAAGUCGGCCGUUGCGUUCAAAUACUCGCUAUCGUCAAUGCUGCAGCUAGAGCCACUGUUUGAUAAAUGCAUGCCCCUUUUUGUAGCUGAGAUGGACAAGUGCGCUGGCUUAGCUAUUGACUUUGGGUCGUGGUGUAGCUGGUAUUCAUUUGAUCUCACAGGUCUCCUUGCGUUUCAGGAGCUCUUUGGAUUCAUGGAACAAGCGAAGGACAUUAACGGCGUAAUCGAAUCGUCUUGGUCCUUUAUGAGUUACGGGACACUCGUUGGCUCCACAAAUACCUCCUAG